Messenger RNA from Aureobasidium vineae, 893 nucleotides. The record is from the annotation of a GenBank genome assembly. Lineage: Eukaryota; Fungi; Ascomycota; Dothideomycetes; Dothideales; Saccotheciaceae.
CAAGACCUCAAACAAUGUCGCGAUUCGAGACUCCGGAGUUGGGAACACAGUUGCAGGGCAAGGUUGUUGUGUUGACGGGCAUCGGUGCCGAACUCGUGCGCCUACUCCACUCAGCCGGCUCCCACAUCUUCUUCGGCGAUGUCCUAAUCCCCCAAGGAGAAGCCCUAGCCAGAGAAUUAUCCGCAACCUCCAAGACACCAGGCCAACAAGUCAAAUUCUUGUAUACCAAUGUAGCAGAUCAUCUUUCGAAUCUCGGGCUCUUUGAGUUGGCGUAUAAAACUUGUGGGAGAGUGGAUCAUGCGGCUAGUGUUGCGGGAAUCAACAGAGAGGAAAAUAUCGCGGAUCAGGGGUUGACGUUGGAGAGUGUGCGAAAGGAACCCGAUAUCGACGACUCGCUCAACGUCAACCUCAGGGGACCCAUCCUGUUUUCUCGUCUCGCGAGCGUAUAUCUCCGUCAACCACCCCUCAACGACAAAUCCUCCACCGCAGCAGCAAACAAAUCAUUGACGCUAGUAUCGUCAGUAGCUGGAUUUACCGAAGCUCCCGGUUUGGCAAUCUAUUCGUCGAGUAAACAUGGUGUGUAUGGAUUAAUGCGUGCGUUGCGAAAAACCAAUGCAGUGUGUCCAUGGAUGACAGAAACAAGAAUGGUGACCGGUAUCAAAGAUGACUGGAAAGAAGCAGGCCUGCCGCGCAACAAAGCCAUCGAUGUGGCUAGAGUAAUCGCCGGCGUCAUGGUUGCCGAGUCUCUGAACGGCGAAGCCCUGUAUGUGGAAGGAGGACGAGCUUGGGGUAUCGAAGAGGGAAUUGAGAGGACGCAGCCGCAGUGGAUGGGAGAGAAGCAGAGCGCUGAUUUCCAGAAAGGGCAAAAGGUUUUGGGGACGGGAGAGAAUUGG